Messenger RNA from Hibiscus syriacus, 735 nucleotides. RefSeq names its product MYB-like transcription factor EOBI. Gene Ontology annotation, cellular component: nucleus. Lineage: Eukaryota; Viridiplantae; Streptophyta; Magnoliopsida; Malvales; Malvaceae. The transcript has 3 exons. Gene Ontology annotation, molecular function: DNA-binding transcription factor activity; sequence-specific DNA binding. The coding region runs from base 13 to 735 and encodes 240 amino acids. Gene Ontology annotation, biological process: regulation of DNA-templated transcription. The record is from RefSeq and is a predicted model, not a curated record.
GAAGUUGUAAUAAUGGUUAGAAUGAUGGGUUGGGAAGCUCCAAAACUAGGGUUGAGGAAAGGUCCUUGGACUCCUCAAGAAGAUAAGCUGCUUACUGAAUACGUUAACUUCCACGGAGAAGGACGAUGGACUUCAGUGGCUAGGUCUGCAGGCUUGAAUAGGAGUGGGAAGAGCUGCAGGCUUAGGUGGGUGAAUUAUCUGAGGCCGGGUCUUAAAAGAGGUCAUAUAACACCACAGGAGGAAGGGAUCAUUAUUGAAUUGCAUGCACAUUGGGGUAACAAAUGGUCUACAAUUGCAAGAUACUUGCCGGGGAGAACAGAUAAUGAGAUAAAGAACUAUUGGAGAACCCAUUUCAAUAAGAAGGAGAAGUCUUCUCUGAAGGAACAAAAAAGAAAAGCUCAGAUCCUAAAGCUAAAACAGCGACAGGAAAAACCAGAAGGAGGUGGAGAUGAUGGCAAAGUAAAUAGUGAAGCAGUAGAGAUGAUUGAUGAAUCGGGAGGGGAGUCGGGGAUGGUUUCCAUGCACCCUAUUUCAGAGUAUCAGUGCUUGUUUCAAGAGCCAGCUUCUUAUACUGCUGGUUGGAUAGAUCAGUAUCUGGUAGGGGAAGGGUUAUGGGAUGGAUUGUGGAACCUAGAUGAUCAGCCUGGUAAUUACUGCAACAAGACUGCCAUGCAAAACCAACCAAAUACAGCUUAUUAUAAUUAUUUUGGAGAGGAUGGAGGGUACAUUUUCUAA